AUGUCUGUGGUGUCGCUGUUGGGCGUCAAGAUCUUGAACAACCCUGCGCCAUUUACCGCUCCAUAUGAAUUCGAGAUCACGUUUGAGUGUCUCGAGCAACUUCGAGAAGAUCUAGAAUGGAAACUCACAUAUGUCGGCUCUGCAACAUCGGCCGAACAUGAUCAAGAACUCGACUCACUUCUCGUUGGACCAAUUCCUAUCGGCGUGAACAAGUUCAUUUUUGAAGCCGAUCCGCCAAACCUCACACGACUACCGUCCUCAGAAAUCAUCGGUGUUACAGUCAUCCUUCUUACUUGCUCUUACGAUGGCCGGGAAUUUGUUCGUGUUGGUUACUACGUCAACAACGAGUACGACAGUGAAGAGUUGAACAAUGACCCGCCCGCGAAGCCCAUCAUUGAGCGUGUAAGACGGAACAUUUUAGCUGAGAAGCCCAGAGUCACGCGAUUUGCGAUCAAAUGGGAUUCUGAAGAAUCAGCGCCUGCUGAAUACCCACCGGAUCAGCCCGAAGCUGAUACGCUCGACGACGAUGGUACAGCAUACGGCGCAGAAGAGGCAGAGAUGCAAGCCGCGCUAGAGAAAGAGCUCGAGGAGACUGAAAUCGCGGCACAAGCCAAGCCAAAAGAAGGCGACCAGGAGAUGGCUGAGAAUAAGGAAAAGGAGGAAGAUGAGGAGAGUGAAGCGGGCAGCGAGGAUCUCGAAGAAGAGAGUAGCGAAUCUGAGGACGAAGAAGAAGACGAGGAAGGCCCCGAAGUCGAAGACACUGAGAUGGCUGAUGGGGAGGACAAGGCACCUGCUGCUACUGAGACAAAUGGUGAACAGAAAACGGCCGACUCUCAGCCUGAAGUUAUGGUUCAUUAG
Messenger RNA from Exophiala spinifera, 858 nucleotides. RefSeq names its product histone chaperone asf1. Gene Ontology annotation, molecular function: histone binding. Gene Ontology annotation, biological process: nucleosome disassembly; nucleosome assembly; DNA replication-dependent chromatin assembly. The coding region runs from base 1 to 858 and encodes 285 amino acids. Lineage: Eukaryota; Fungi; Ascomycota; Eurotiomycetes; Chaetothyriales; Herpotrichiellaceae. Gene Ontology annotation, cellular component: nucleus. The transcript has 3 exons. The record is from RefSeq and is a predicted model, not a curated record.